AUGAAUGAAAAAAUGAAACUGCAAACUGAGCAAAAUAGCGCCCCCGCGAUUUCCUUCGAAAACCGAGAAGAAGUACUCAGCGUAACAGAGGAGAAAAGUGAGAAACAGGAAAAGAGGAAGAAAUUGAAAUGGAAGGAAAUUGAAGGUACAUCAACUACAGAUGUUUCCGAAUCAGAUGCCAAAUUAUCGACAGAGCCAAUCAGUAGCUCCGAUAGCUCAGAUAGUUUCAGGAAAAGGAAACGGAAAAAUAAGAACUAUAAUAAGGAAAAACCCCAAAAAACCGUUAUGUCGAAUCCGUACACGUCGACCGAAAAUUCUUCGACUGAAUCGAGCGAUAGCUCUGAGUCGUCAUCAACGACGAUGUCUGAUAGCUCAUCCAAUUCCAAAUAG
Messenger RNA from Sabethes cyaneus, 390 nucleotides. Its product is annotated as dentin sialophosphoprotein-like. NCBI's taxonomy places the organism in Eukaryota, Metazoa, Arthropoda, Insecta, Diptera, Culicidae. The record is from RefSeq and is a predicted model, not a curated record. The coding region runs from base 1 to 390 and encodes 129 amino acids. The transcript has a single exon.